Molecule: messenger RNA, 3661 nt
Organism: Pelmatolapia mariae (spotted tilapia)
Lineage: Eukaryota; Metazoa; Chordata; Actinopteri; Cichliformes; Cichlidae
Gene: afg3l2
Product: AFG3-like AAA ATPase 2
Exons: 16
Coding region: 119-2104 (661 amino acids)
Biological process (GO): mitochondrial protein processing
Cellular component (GO): membrane; m-AAA complex
Molecular function (GO): zinc ion binding; ATP hydrolysis activity; ATP binding
Source: RefSeq, a predicted model, not a curated record
AGGUAGUAGACGAAGAAGAGCUGCAGGUAAACAUGUCGGCGCGCUCCUGUCACGGAGCAACUCGGGUGAACUUGAAACGCGUUUAGCUCGGCUCGGAUCAGCGUGAGAGAGCCGGAGGAUGGCUCACCGCUACCUGCGGCUGUCGGUGGGCUGCCGCGGCCUGUUCCGCCUGCUGCCGCCCUCCGGAGCUCCGGCCAGGCUGGUAACAUCUUCAACCACAGCACAGGUGCAGAGUGGGCGGAGCCUGCUGAGUGACCUGCUGGGAGCCUACAGGAGGCUGAGCUCAAAACCUCCAAAAGGUUUCGAGAAAUAUUUUCCAGACAGUCAGAAAACGCAGAAACACUCCGAAGCUGAAGCUGCAGCCAAAGAAUCCAAACCCGCUAACUCACAGAGAGCAUCGGGGAGGUCAACAGGAGGAGGGGGGGGAGCAGGUGGCAGCGGCGGCGGGGGAAAGCGAGGAGGUCGUAAGGAUGAGUCGCACUGGUACAGCCGUCUGCAGAAGGGGGAGGUGCCCUGGGACGAUAAGGAGUUCCGGAUGUACUUCCUGAGCGGGGUGGCGUUCUGCACCACUGUCACUUACUACUUCUUCCUGAGGGACGGAGGACGCGAGGUCACCUGGAAAGACUUUGUCAACAACUACCUGUCCAAAGGCGUGGUGGAUCGGUUGGAGGUGGUGAACAAGCGCUACGUGAAGGUGGUUUUCUCUGCGGGGAAGACGCCGGUGGACGGGCAGUACGUCUGGUUCAACAUCGGCAGCGUGGACACGUUCGAGAGGAACCUGGAGACGGCGCAGUACGAGCUCGGCAUCGAGGGCGAGAACAGGCUGCCCGUGGUCUACUCCACCGAGAGCGACGGCACGUUCCUACUGAGCAUGCUCCCCACCGUGCUCAUCAUUGGCUUCCUACUCUUCAUGCUGCGGCGAGGACCGGCAGGGGCGGGACGUCCUGGCCGGGGGAUGGGCGGGCUGUUCAGCGUCAGCGAGACGACGGCGAAGAUUCUGAAAGACGAAAUCGACGUGAAGUUCAAAGACGUGGCGGGCUGCGAGGAGGCCAAGCUGGAGAUCAUGGAGUUCGUGAACUUCCUGAAGAACCCCAAACAGUACCAGGACCUCGGCGCCAAGAUCCCCAAGGGCGCCAUCUUGACCGGUCCUCCUGGCACCGGAAAAACGCUUCUCGCCAAAGCAACGGCGGGCGAGGCAAACGUGCCCUUCAUCACCGUCAACGGCUCUGAGUUCCUGGAGAUGUUUGUGGGCGUCGGCCCCGCCAGGGUGAGAGAUCUGUUCGUCAUGGCGAGGAAGAACGCCCCCUGCAUCCUCUUCAUUGACGAGAUCGACGCUGUGGGGCGCAAAAGGGGGCGGGGCAACUUUGGCGGUCAGAGUGAGCAGGAGAACACGCUGAACCAGCUGCUGGUAGAGAUGGACGGCUUCAACACCGCCACCAACGUGGUGGUCCUGGCGGGAACCAACAGACCCGACAUCCUGGACCCGGCGCUGAUGAGACCCGGCCGCUUCGACAGACAGAUCUACAUCGGCCCUCCUGACAUCAAAGGUCGGGCGUCCAUCUUUAAAGUCCACCUGCGGCCCCUGAAGCUCGAGCCUGACAUGGACAAAGACUCUCUGGCCAGGAAGAUGGCCGCCCUCACACCUGGAUUCUCAGGUGCCGACAUCGCCAACGUUUGUAACGAGGCGGCUCUGAUUGCCGCUCGCCACCUUUCAGACGCUAUCAGCCAGAAGCACUUCGAGCAGGCCAUCGAGAGGGUCAUCGGAGGCCUGGAGAAAAAGACUCAGGUCCUGCAGCCAGAGGAGAAGAAGACGGUGGCGUAUCAUGAGGCCGGGCACGCCGUAGCCGGAUGGUUCCUGGAGCACGCCGAUCCGCUGCUGAAGGUGUCCAUCAUCCCCAGAGGGAAGGGUCUGGGCUACGCGCAGUACCUGCCCAAAGAGCAGUACCUGUACACAAAGGAGCAGCUGCUGGACCGCAUGUGCAUGACUCUGGGGGGCCGAGUCUCGGAGGAGAUCUUCUUCGGCCGGAUCACCACGGGCGCUCAGGACGACCUGCGAAAGGUGACGCAAAGCGCCUAUGCCCAGCACAGCAGCAGAGAGCUCUGAUCCACCUCGGCUGUGAUCCACGGCAGCUCUGAUCCACGGCAGCUCUGAUCCACAGCUGCUCUGAUCCACCUCGGCUGUGAUCCACGGCAGCUCUGAUCCACGGCAGCUCUGAUCCACGGCUGCUCUGAUCCACCUCGGCUGUGAUCCACGGCAGCUCUGAUCCACCUCGGCUGUGAUCCACGGCGGCUGUGAUCCACGGCGGCUGUGAUCCACGGCGGCUGUGAUCCACGGCAGCUCUGAUCCACGGCAGCUCUGAUCCACCUCGGCUCUGAUCCACGGCAGCUCUGAUCCACGGCGGCUCUGAUCCACGGCGGCUCUGAUCCACGGCGGCUCUGAUCCACGGCAGCUCUGAUCCACGGCAGCUCUGAUCCACGGCGGCUCUGAUCCACGGCAGCUCUGAUCCACGGCUGCUCUGAUCCACCUCGGCUGUGAUCCACGGCAGCUCUGAUCCACGGCAGCUCUGAUCCACCUCGGCUGUGAUCCACGGCGGCUGUGAUCCACGGCGGCUGUGAUCCACGGCGGCUCUGAUCCACGGCAGCUCUGAUCCACCUCGGCUCUGAUCCACGGCGGCUCUGAUCCACGGCAGCUCUGAUCCACGGCAGCUCUGAUCCACCUCGGCUCUGAUCCACGGCGGCUCUGAUCCACGGCAGCUCUGAUCCACGGCAGCUCUGAUCCACCUCGGCUCUGAUCCACGGCAGCUCCAGAAGUCUUAAGGCUCUGUGUAGUUUGGGCCCAGCGCACCAAUCAGAAUGAGCCUCUCAGGUUUAACUUUAGAAACACCUGAGAAAGAGUCGCCAGCACUUGGAUCCACAGUCUAAGCCAGAGUCUUGAAGCUCAAUCAUCUGUUCAUCUGGACGUUUCAUCAUCAUCAGGUGACGUCUUCAGUCUCAGCUGAAUGCAGGUUUCAACCUUAUAAACAGGACGUCUGCACAGAGACUGACUGCAGCACCACUGAUGGAACGAUGGGCAUUUACAUGAACUGUGACUCGAGGAGGGGGCCUAACCUGUCACCAUCUUACAAUGCUGUGAUUGCAGCCGUUCCCCACCUCUCUGUGAACGCGACUCAUGGCCAUUGAUCAGUGGCUGUUGAUGAGUGGUCGUGACAGUUUGCAUAUUAAUGAUCAUAAACUGACCUGACAGCCCAUUGGUCGUCAGGUGUCAGUCGUUGUGCAGAUGUCCAAUAAGACUGAAACCUGCAGUCAGCUGAGACUGAAGGAGUCACCCGACGAAGAUGAAACGUUCAAAUGAACAGAAUCAAGCUUUUGGGAUUAUUUCCAGAGGCUCAACAGCUUCAGGCUGUGUGAGGCAGGUGUGAUACCUGAGAGGUGUUGCAGGUGUUCACCGUAAGUCUCAGGAUGACGUUCGACUGAUUUGAAGAAGGAGAACCUUUAAAGCCGAGUUCGGUGGGAGACGUGAACCUCGAAGCUUUGGCUCUUUGAUGAGCUCCAGUCGUGUUUUUGUUAGUGCAGGUUUUGGAAAUGAAGUUGUUCCCGUCUGUCCGUGGUGUCGGUUCCUGUGGGGGUUCUGCUCGGCCUGACCUCCUGCUCUUGUGUUCUC